GGUAUAUACCCGCGAUUCGGAUUGCUCCUCUUUCUUUCAGUAACCUCAUUGAAUUCACUUCUAAUCCUUUCUCUCCUACACUUCCUCAACACAUUUUACUAUACGAAACAAUCCUUAUUUCGAUUAAUUGAUAAAUUUCUUCUUUUAAAAUUCCUUUUUUAAAAUUCCUUUUUAACUAUUUCCAACCUAAUAAAUCUACACUAAAGCAUACACUACACAAUCUUUCGUUUUACCUUGUCCAAUCUUUCGUCUUACCUUGUCUUGGUCUUACCUUGUCUUGAUCCUUAAAGACAAGGAACCACGUUUCCACUCAGUAGUUUUCACCCUAUACUUCAUCGCAGAAUAAUGACUAAGGUCGACGCUGCCAAAGCGAAAGCUAUUAGGGCUAGCAGACGUAUACAAGGACUAGAAGUACCACAUACAAUAGAACCGACGUCGGGAAUCACGACUAGUGAACAGCCACAGACACAGUCUACGUAUACACCUCAACCAGCACAAUCCACGAGCAAGCUCCAAGACGAAGUCCAAAGAAAUCUACUAGAGGAGAAUGAGAGCGAAGAUAGUCAACCAGACGAAGACGACGAAGCAAGAAAUCCAGCAAAUCGUUUACGAAACCAGAUUCUAGAAACAGAACCAAGAAUUAGCAAGAACUUCAUAGGUCACGUCCCAAUUCCAUACCCGGUCGGACCGAUACGAGCUCCCAGGUCAGAUUACAAAGAUUCUUCUUCCGACGGGGACGACCCAGAAGAUGACUUUUUAGACAAUGAGUCAAGCAAAGAAGAAGAGGUUACACACAAAUCGAUUUCUCCCGACGACUCCUCAGCAGAGAACUCACCAAGUCACAAGAAUUUGUCAGCAUCUUUAGGGUCUUCGAACAAUGACCAAACCUCCUCAGACUCGGAAUCAACCUCAUCUUCGAGCAGCGAAAGUGAAAGCGGUUCGGAAUCAGACACAGGAUCAGAUAGCUCAGAUAGGAAAUCGAAGAAAGACAAGAAACGAAAACGAAUAGCCAAAGUCAAGAAGCAACUUAAGGAAGCGAAGGACGAGUUAAAGAGGCUAAGCAAACUCGAGAAAGGGAAAGCAACAUCCCAGUCUAAGAAAGAAAAGAGCAAAAGCAGGCCUUCGUCGAAAAAGAAGAAGAAACGUAAGGGAAUUCAAGUAGAAAUCGGAGUGAUCCCCAACUCCAACUUGAUUCAGCUACAACCCUUCCGAAGAGAACAAAUGAAGAAGCUUCACUCCUCAAUACCACUCACGGUCUUCGAUCAAUCCUUUGCACUAGCAGAUAGCAAAGAAUACGACCGUCAACAUCACUCCUCAUCAUCAAAGACAACGAAGAACAAAGGCCUAGAUGCACCGUCAGAGUAUAAGAUGAGCUACGGCGAGUGGACAGAGAACAUAAGCCUUUUCAAACGCUAUUUAAUUAUGCAUAAACACCCUGAAGUAGCCGAACGAAUAAACUACCACAUUAAGAAUGUGAAACAAGUAAAACGUUCCACCGAGUGUUGGAUGACAGCCUUAAGAUACGACAUUCUUUGUCGGAAGAGUGUUUUUGUAGAAAGAGAGGACAAGCAUCCAAUCAAAGACAUAGGUUCUUUUAUGAAGAAAUACGAAGAAAAGGCCAAAGACAAGUCUCUCAACUUCGGAGAAACAAACGGCGGGGAGGCGAACCCUUACGCCAAAGGAGGUAGACUAGAGUUCAAACACCCCGAGACUGGCCAGCCUAUUGGGUACCCUAACCAACAUCAACAACAGAUCAGUACGACGAAUGUUCAACCUGUAGCCUCCGGAUCAAGAGAACACAACUUUAGAGGCCGUCGACGAGCACCAAGACCCCCUAGAACACUCCAGUACCAACAGUACCCUUAUCACCAAAACAACCCUUCAACGUACCAUAACAAUUUACAACCGAGUCAGUAUCAGCCUUUUCAAGCACUCCCACAAAACCCCCUUCCAACCAUCCACAUGGGUUUCCAAACCCAAGGAUCGACGAGUAAUACUACCAACUCCAACAUCCCAGCAUCAAACUUCUCCUCGAAUAGCACAAAGUUUCCAUCUAGAGGGAAUAGAGGAUCAUGGAGAGGUGGUAGAGGUGGAGGAGGAAGACAAGGACAGCUAGAGUCGUAAGCCACUACUCUAUCACAUUCCCGAAUUGUUAUUCACAGAUAAGCUGCCAUCAUAACAAGAACUGGUAAAGCCAGUAUUAACAAACUAUAUAUGAACUAAACAACAACGGUUGAACUAUGUAACAUUCUAAUUUCUACCUCCAACUCACUACCACUAAUGUAACUUCCCAUCAUUUCAAAACACUAUUUAAUCUUCCUAAUUUCACUCUUCUAACUGUCACUCCUUCAUAAAUUGUUGAGCAUGUCUAAACCAAAUGGAAUUAAUAUGCGUAAUGCACUUAUUUGUUCC
Molecule: messenger RNA, 2412 nt
Organism: Melampsora larici-populina 98AG31
Lineage: Eukaryota; Fungi; Basidiomycota; Pucciniomycetes; Pucciniales; Melampsoraceae
Exons: 3
Coding region: 346-2124 (592 amino acids)
Source: RefSeq, a predicted model, not a curated record